GGAUCUCUUGUAACUGUCCUUCCAGAAGAGACCAGCACCAUAGAAAUCGACCCAGUCAAAGAAAGUUCGUCCAACAACCUCGACAAAGGAAAAACUCCUGAAAUUAUUGCCUCAACUCCCACAGCCUCUGAAACUGCUGUGCCCAAACUGAUAAUUAGUGUUGAUGAGUCUUUUGACGCGUCAGAAAAUACCUUAGAUAUUACAACAAUCGGCUUUGAUGCUUCUUCAACCCAA
Messenger RNA from Funneliformis caledonium, 234 nucleotides. The record is from the annotation of a GenBank genome assembly. NCBI's taxonomy places the organism in Eukaryota, Fungi, Glomeromycota, Glomeromycetes, Glomerales, Glomeraceae.